AGUGUAUUUACAUAUGUGUGUGUGUGCGUGUGUGUGUGUGUGUGUAAUUGUGACUAAGAGGGUUUAAGAGGGUCCUCCCCCCUCAGUCGGUCAGGGACCAGGCUGGUGAUCGUGAUCCCUCCUCAGCACCACGUCCACGCUGCAGCCAUGGCUCGUCUGGAUCAGGUCAUCACGAACAUUGUUGACAUCUUCCUGGAGUACGCCAACGAUGAGGGCAGGAAACACCAACUAAACAAGGACGAGUUAAAGAAAGUGCUGCAGCAGGAAAUACAAAGCCCUGAGUUAAAGGAAAAAAUCAAUGCCGACGACAUAGAGGAGGUCAUGGGGGUGUUGGAUAAAAAUCACGAUGGCGAGGUCAACUUUCGCGAGUUCUGUCGCUGCAUCUCAGACCUGGCUAAAUGCUACUAUCAAAAGAAGACAGGCAGGGGAGGCAAGAAGAACCGGGGCAACGAGCCCGCAGCUGAAGAUUAACCUUUUAACCCCUUUGUUGUGUUUUCUCACGGUAAAACCAAUCAGUAUAAAUAACAUUUAGACCUCAUAGACGACUUGCUGUUUUGUUAGACCAGGCAACUUAAAAAUUCACCUCCAAAUUGGUUUUCGUGACAUUUCCUUUAACUGUGUAACAUUAAUCACUGACAUGACAUUUGCUGACGUUAAGUUUGGACUGAAAAUAAAUCUCUGGUGCAACAA
Messenger RNA from Cynoglossus semilaevis (tongue sole), 690 nucleotides. Its product is annotated as protein S100-A6-like. The transcript has 3 exons. The record is from RefSeq and is a predicted model, not a curated record. NCBI's taxonomy places the organism in Eukaryota, Metazoa, Chordata, Actinopteri, Pleuronectiformes, Cynoglossidae. Gene Ontology annotation, molecular function: transition metal ion binding; calcium-dependent protein binding; calcium ion binding. The coding region runs from base 148 to 471 and encodes 107 amino acids. Gene Ontology annotation, cellular component: perinuclear region of cytoplasm.